Molecule: messenger RNA, 2895 nt
Organism: Hemicordylus capensis (graceful crag lizard)
Lineage: Eukaryota; Metazoa; Chordata; Lepidosauria; Squamata; Cordylidae
Gene: VASH1
Product: vasohibin 1
Exons: 8
Coding region: 896-1990 (364 amino acids)
Biological process (GO): regulation of angiogenesis
Cellular component (GO): cytoplasm
Source: RefSeq, a predicted model, not a curated record
CGCAUGCGCACGCAGUGUUUGGCUCCUGGCAUGUCGCGGGGGGAAAGCAGAGGUGGCCGCCCUCAGUGCAGCCCCCGGGUGUUUAAGCCCCAGCGCCAGGCUGGCUCUUUUCUGUCCUUGGGCCGGAGGCGUCGCCUGGAGACUUUGCAGAGCGCGGCCCUCCUCCUCCUCCAGCUGCUCGCCCAGCGGCUUCAGUCUUCGCAUGCAGCGCCAGCAUCUGCCCAGGCGGCGGCGGCUCCUCCUCCUCCUCCUCGCCCAGCGGCAAAGUGCGCCGCUGCUUCAAACCGGGCGGGCCUUUGUCCCUCCGGCUCUCCCGCAGAGCUAACGGGUCCGACUGGGAGGAGGAAGCGCUCAGGCUCCCUUGUCUUCAGACAGCGGCGGCCGCCCUCUCGCGCCCGCCUCCCCUUCCUGGCGGCGCCUGGGGCAUUGUGACCCGCGCUGAGCUCACCUGCUUUGCCGCCGGCAGGGCUGGAGCUGGGGCUGCUGCUGCUGCUGCCGGCGCCGCCGCCUCCCCCCAGCAAGGCACCCCCAGUGGCCCCAGGACGGCGUCUCCCUCUCCCACUGCAGCUGAGAGCGCGUCGUUGCCGCGCCCGCGUCUCGCUCCUUCGCCCUCUUUUGUUUGCCUGUCUUGUCUGAUUUGCCUGCGGAAGGGGGACUGGAGGCCCCCAGGUGCCCAAGCUUGGCUAGCAGCCUCUUCUCCGGCUCUCUGCCCUCCCCUUUGGGUUUUUUCUCCUGCCCUUGGGGAUGAUUUCGUGGACCCGCUGCUCUAACAGUUGGCCAUGUCCUGCUAGGGCCUCUGCUCUCUAACUGCCAUGUCUUCAGCAGCAUCCCUCUCUCUGUCUCCAGUAACCUGAAGACCCUGUAGGUGCUGUGCUAUCAGCAGCGGGUCAAGCUGAUGGAUGCUGGGAUGUCGGGCAGCAAAGUGGAUGGUGGUGGCAGUGCUGCCAGCAGCGCAAGGAGGUCUGAGGCCAGCGAAGGGGCAGCACAAAGAGAGGAGGAGCAAGAAGAAGAUGGUGAUGAAGAUCUCCAAGAUGGUGGAGUCCCUUUCUUUGUGAACCGAGGAGGGCUUCCCAUCAAUGAGGCCACCUGGGAAAGGAUGUGGAAACAUGUGACUAAGAUCCACCCUGAGGGAGAAAGGGUAGCUCUGAGGAUCCGAGGAGCCACUGACUUGCCCAAGAUUCCCAUACCAAGUGUGCCUACGCUCCAGCCAUCCACUCUUAUCCCUGAGCGCCUGGAAGCUAUACAGCGCUAUAUCAGGGAGUUGCAGUACAAUCACACUGGGACACAGUUCUUUGAAAUCAAGAAAAGCAGGCCUUUGACUGGGCUAAUGGAUCUGGCCAAAGACAUGACAAAAGAGGCCCUGCCAAUCAAGUGUUUGGAAGCUGUGAUCCUGGGAAUGUAUCCUUUUUCUCUUAAAACAAUUUACCUCACCAACAACAUGCCAACACUGGAGCGUUUCCCCAUCAGCUUCAAAACCUACUUCUCAGGGAACUACUUCCGCCAUAUUGUGCUGGGAGUGAACUUUGGGGGCCGCUAUGGGGCACUGGGCAUCAGUCGGCGUGAGGAACUCAUGUAUAAGGCUCCCGUCUUCCGCACACUGAGCGAGCUGAUCUUCGACUACGAGGCGGCAUAUCGGCGCUGCUGGCACACCCUAAACAAGGUGAAGCUUGGCCAGUAUGUCUCCCAUGAUCCUCACAGUGUGGCACAGAUUGAGUGGAAGCACUCCAUCUUGGAUUUGGAGAAGCUGGGCCGAGAGGACUUCCGCAAGGAGCUUGAGAGGCAUUCCCGUGACAUGAGGCUGAAGAUCAGCAAAGGAACAGGGCCGCCAUCCCCUACCAAGGAUAGGAAGAAGGAUAUGUCCUCCCCACAGCGAAGCCAAUCCAGUCCACAUCGUCGCAACAGCCGGACUGAGAGGCGGCCAUCUGGAGAGAAGAAACCCACAGAGGCCAAAGCCAUGCCAGAUCUUAAUGGUUACCAAAUCAGAGUAUAAAGGAUCUCUCUCCACUCAUGGACUGCUCGCUGGGCAGCAUUUGGGCCAAGUCUGCCUACAGAGGGCUUAUUUUGGGUAGCGGGUGGGUAGGCACGAUGGGCAUAAAUUGCUGGUUUUCUAAGGUAUUUCCUGCAGUGCUGAUCCAGGGCAUUCAUCUCUCUGAUUUCUAUGGGGAGGGGUUUCUAGAUCCACAGACAAAACUCUAACAGACCUACCAGUUACUGGUUUAGUGUUGUACAGUAUAGUAUUGGUAAGGAAAAUAACCCUUUUUUUAAAUGGAGAGACAAUGAGGCUACUGUCCAUUGGCCCAUGCAUAGCUAGAAUUCUUCUGACUUGGCAUAGUCCCUCCGUGGGCAACUGUCUCUCUACAUCUGAAGGAUGAAGCUGGCAUGAGGAUGGAGAGUUGGGAUUAAACAAAAGGAUUUCCAUAGAAUGGUUUUUUAAUUUUAUUUGUACCUUCUGAGCAUUUUAAUAUUUCUACUGAAGUGGGGAAGGGGGGUGGAAAUCACUAUAUCUUGAGAUGUGUUCUGAAACCACCAACUUAAUCCUCCUCCUGCUGGUCCUAAAGAUGGAGUUGUAUGUUGUGUGGUGAUGGUGGUGGGUCCUUAUUGUGCAUUUCCUGCUGCAAACUGGGUAUCUUGUGUUCCGGGUCCCCAGAGAGUGAUUCUUCUUAAGGAAGGCAGCUCAGGAGGUGCCUGUGCUAUUGUCCAGGAAAGCAGAAUGGAGGACAGUGAUGUCUUAAUUGCCUGGGAACAGUAGUUACCCACUGUGGUGCAUUCAGGGGUGGCUGGAGAUUAGCUUUCCAUCUCCAUUUAUCUGGUGCUAUUCUGGUAUGAAAUGCAUUGGCAGGGCAUCACAGCCUUUCAAUAGAAUGAAGAGAUUAAAAGAUGAUCCAUGUGACUAGA